This is a messenger RNA of Galendromus occidentalis (western predatory mite), 1869 nucleotides long. It is a transcript of the gene Eps-15, whose product is annotated as Epidermal growth factor receptor pathway substrate 15. Gene Ontology annotation, biological process: endocytosis; endosomal transport. Gene Ontology annotation, cellular component: plasma membrane; cytoplasm; clathrin coat of coated pit. Lineage: Eukaryota; Metazoa; Arthropoda; Arachnida; Mesostigmata; Phytoseiidae. Gene Ontology annotation, molecular function: calcium ion binding; protein binding. The record is from RefSeq and is a predicted model, not a curated record. The transcript is spliced from 6 exons. Bases 1 to 1869 code for a protein of 622 amino acids.
AUGUUUCGAGUGAUAAACGUAGUUUUAGUAGUCGUUUCGAAAUUUCAGCUGGUGGGCUCCCAUUUUGCUGCGUAUGAAGCUCUCUACAAGCAAAUCGAUCCAGCGGGCGUCAAUCAAAUCGGCGCCAUCGACGCUGCCGCGUUCCUCAAGCGGAGCGCCCUGCCCGACACGGUGCUGAGAGAUAUUUGGGAGCUCGCCGACCCCGAACGAAAAGGGUUUCUGGACCGCUAUGGAUUUUUCGUGGCGCUCAAAUUGAUAGCGCUCGCGCAGUCGGGGGUGUCGCCUUCUACCGCUGCCUUAUACCAAACGGAGACUCCCGCACCUCGCCUACAAAACACUCCGCCAGCUAUCGACUGGAGUAUCAAGGCGGAGAAUCGCAAAAAAUAUGAAGAAAUGUUCCAAACGCUCGGACCUCAAAAUGGUCUCCUGCCUGGCAAUAAAGUCAAACCGGUGAUGCUGAACUCUAAACUUCCUGUCGAAGUUCUGGGCCAGAUAUGGGAUAUGUCCGAUCAAGAUCAGGACGGUUCCCUCGACAUGGAAGAAUUCGUCGUGGCGAUGCAUCUCGUCUCGAAAGCGCUCAUCGAAAACGCUCCAAUACCGAAGGCGCUCCCCCCACAACUAGUGAAAACAAGAUCUGCAGCCAUUAUCCCGGACCUUAUACCUUCGGGUUUCGACGAUCCCGGUCAAGGAUCCUCGCCAGCCCCACCUGUAGCGCCCACUCUCCCUGCGACGGUUGCCUCGCCGCCUGCCGCGGAUCCUUCUCCCGGCGAGACAGUUGGCAAUGGUGACAGCAUUAUGGAAAUCGAAAGAGAAAAGCAUCUCAAAUUGUUUAAGCGACUCGACGCCGACAAAGACGGUUUCGUCAACGGUGCAGAUUGCAAACAGACAUUCCUGGACACCGGUUUGCCUCAGCAAGAUCUCGCUCAGAUCUGGGGCUCGGUUGACACCGCGCAGACGGGACGAUUAUCGAGCGUGCAGUUCGUUCAGGCUAUGGGCAUGGUCGAAGAGAAGCUCCGGGAGCGCAGCAAACCCACUGGGAAUAAGGAACUCGACGCUCUCAACGAAGAGAUACGUCAGCUUCAAACUGAGAAACGUAUUAUCCAAGAAGAAGUCGACGUCGUCGAAGCCGAGGCUCGGACUCGUGAGGCGGAAGUCGCGGCCGCCCGUAGAGAGCUGGAACAACUACAAGCCAUGUUGAGACAGCUCGAAGUGCAGAAGAGAGAAGCCAAUAAGAAACUUGCCGAGCUCGGAGUCCAGAAGGGAGCGCUGGAACAACGACUCACCGAAACAAAGGCACAGCUACAAGACGAGCAAGAGAAAGUCGCGGUCUUGCGAAAGACGUUCGAGGACGAGAAGAAAGCUAUCGAGGAGACCAUGGAUCAGGAAGAUCCGAAAGAAAAAGAGUUGAGUGAACAACUCAAGAAGAUCGUCGAAGAAAUCGAAAGCAGCAAGGCGACCUUGCAAGAAUGGGAUGAUCGCAAAGAAGCUGCGAUAGCCAAGCUUGCCGAAGAAAUGAGCUUCGCGAGCGAUCCGUUCGCGGGUCAAGACCCCUUCGCCGCGAGUGGUAGUGACCCAUUCGGAUCUUCGGCCACCGGAGCGGGUGGAGUGGAUCCUUUCGGCGGUGAUCCUUUUGCCUCAAGGGCCAGUCCGACACCGGCGCUGCCGCCUAAGACAAAAGGCGGAACGAAAGCCCCUCCUCCUCGACCCGCGCCCCCCAGUAGGCCCGCAGGACCCACUAGGGCGGCACCUCCUGUACCGCCACCGCCGCUUGGCGACGACCCAUUCGCACCGAGCAACCCGAGUAGCGCUCAGGUUCAAUCCAACGACGGCUUCGCCAACUUUGACGCGUUCGGCGCUAGUGCAUUCUAA